CUACACACUACUUUAUCACUCUCUUCUACUACGUUGUUGUGCUCGGAUACACCAUAGAGCAUCACCUGGAUAUUUCUCGAAGACACAUACAGCAUGGAUCCACCUGAAUUUCAAGAACAGCCUCAAACAAGUGAGAAGCCAUAUGAAUGCCUAUCUUGUGGUGUCAAGAUGGUGGCGAUUGAAGUGCAGCCCGAGUAUGGUUACUGUGUGUUGGUGGCUGUUGGCUCUUCCUUCAUGCUUGUCUGGAAGGCCAUGCAGGUAGGGUCCAUGCGCAAAAAACUGAAGAUCCAUUAUCCGACAAUGUACAGCCCAAAUAAUGACCUGUUUAACUGUUACCAGAGAGCACACCAAAACACUCUUGAAAAUUACCCAACAUUCCUGACGCUGUUGCUCUUGGGAGGCCUCUAUAAUCCUGUGGUGAGCGCUGUAGGAGGAGCUGUGUGGUGCGUUGGUCGGAUUGCCUAUGCUCUUGGAUACUACACAGGAGAUCCCAAGAAACGUAUGCGUGGGGGCUUUGGUUAUUUUGGGCUUUUCGCUAUGUUGUACUGCACAGUGCGUUUGGGCACAGGUAUGCUUGGGUGGUUUUGAGUUGAACUUGGUAAGUUCACUGCUCCUGCAUUGUACCAAAUGCUGGUGUAUUGCCAGGAUUGUUGAAUAUUACAUCACUGUUGAUCAUUCCUAGCUAAUUAUCCUGGAACCUUCAUAGUUAAUACUUUGCUAAGCUAGCGAUUGCUCUUGUAUGAUUGCAUUAUAAAUAUAGCUAAGCUAGCAAUUGUUCUUAUAUGAUUAUAUUAUAAAUAUAGCCAAGCUAGUGAUUGUUCUUGUAUGAUUAUAUUAUAAAUAAAAAGAUAUAUUAAU
This is a messenger RNA of Cherax quadricarinatus, 858 nucleotides long. Its product is annotated as glutathione S-transferase 3, mitochondrial. The record is from RefSeq and is a predicted model, not a curated record. Lineage: Eukaryota; Metazoa; Arthropoda; Malacostraca; Decapoda; Parastacidae. Gene Ontology annotation, molecular function: glutathione transferase activity; glutathione peroxidase activity. Gene Ontology annotation, cellular component: endoplasmic reticulum; membrane; nuclear envelope.